CAAAAUAGUAAAUAAAGGAAAAUAAAUACAAAUUUCCUAUUAAUUUUCCAUCACAUACAAAGAAAUUGUGCAAUUUUUUUUAUUAUGUAAAGGUUCUGUUUUGUUCGCUGAAUUAUAAGAAAAAUGUCUGAACAUCAGAAUGAGUCCCUGGGCCAAGAAACAGAUUUAACGUCAAAUGAUUCUGAUGCGGAUUGUUCUCAGAGCGUGUGCUCUGAUACCCACUCAGAUAACACGUCGGUGCACACUGAAAAGAGUACUUUGUCUGAGUCGACUAUUCAUGCACUGAGCGGAGGGAGUGAAGCUGAAAAUGUAGCUGUUUUACCAAACUUACCUUUGGAAAAAAAACUUCCCAACAUUUCCGCAAUCAAUCGGAGCAUGUUGCUACCAUGGGGAGCCCAAAAAGAUAGAGUAUCUCAUUUGCUGAUGAUUAGCCAUAACACUGAAGGAGAAACGCGUCCUGGAGAGUUUGUAAUGAGGAGCCUUUUCCAGGAAUUCACCCUUAUGGCAGAGAAAAAAAUCGAAAACGUUAUGACUGAAUCACAAGAAAAACCCCUAUCAAAAACAUUACAAAGGGGUGAAGAUCCUCAAUUUGAUCAACUAUUAGGUGCUUUCGGUUCGGUAGCAGAACAUUGCCUACCCUCCUUGUUAAAAGCAUUAUUUUCCUGGUACGAAAGACAAAUGUCGGAAGUAUCAAACCCAGAACAGAAGAAAAGCGACAUCAAACAAAAAAGCAUCAUAAAUAUCGUUGCAGGAAACACCACAGAAACCCCCGAACGGUCCGAAGCUGAGAUACAAAAAGAAAAACGCGAUCUUGCAGUUGAAUUUAUAUUUUGUUUAGUACUAAUUGAAGUCCUCAAGCAACUAUCUUUUCACCCAGGCCAUGAAGAUUUAGUCCAGUACAUUGAAAAUUUAGCCUUAAAACACUUCAAACAUCAAGAAGGCAUCCAAAACAAUCCAAAUGGUGCCAACAUUCACAUGAUUUGCGAUCUAUACGCUGAAGUUAUUGGAGCUUUGGCUCAAAGUCGUUUUAUGUCGGUGCGCACCAGAUUCAUGGCUGAACUCAAAGAAUUAAGAGCAAGAGAACCCAGCCCUGCUACCACUCAAAGUAUAAUCAGUUUACUUAUGGGCAUGAAAUUUUUUAGAGUAAAAAUGGUCCCAAUUGAAGAAUUCGAGGCCUCUUUUCAAUUUAUGCAAGAAUGCGCUCAGUAUUUUCUGGAAGUAAAAGACAAAGACAUCAAACACGCCUUGGCAGGGUUGUUUGUUGAAAUUUUAGUUCCAGUAGCUGCAGCAGUUAAAAACGAAGUCAACGUUCCUUGUCUCAAAAAUUUCGUCGAAAUGCUUUAUUCACAAACAGUGGAUGCUAGCACUAAAGCCAAACAUCGCUUGGCGCUUUUUCCUCUUGUAACUUGUCUGUUGUGCGUCAGCCAAAAAACAUUUUUCCUCCAAUAUUGGCACUGUUUCCUUGCAAUGUGUUUGUCGCAUUUGAAAAAUCGAGACCCGAAAAUGUGCCGAGUGGCACUAGAAUCUCUUUACCGUCUUUUGUGGGUCUACAUGAUUAGAAUUAAAUGCGAAAGUAAUUCAGCUACGCAGUCAAGACUUCAGAGUAUUGUUAAUUCGCUUUUUCCUAAAGGAUCUAAAGGAGUAGUGCCUAGAGAUACUCCUUUGAAUAUUUUUGUUAAAAUUAUACAAUUUAUUGCUCAAGAAAGGUUGGAUUUUGCUAUGAGGGAAAUAGUUUUUGAUUUGUUAUCAGUUGGAAGGCCUAUUAAGAUGAUUUUGACUCCAGAGAGAAUGAGUAUUGGAUUGAGGGCGUUUUUGGUUGUUGCUGAUAGUCUACAACAAAAGGAAGGAGAUCCUCCAAUGCCAAGAUCUGUUGGAGUUUUACCAAGUGGUAACACUUUAAGAGUUCGCAAAACUUUCCUCAAUAAAAUGCUAACAGAAGAUACUGCAAAAAGUAUUGGGAUGAAUGCCUAUUUUCCUCAUGUGCGUAGAGUGUUUGUGGAUAUUUUGAGGGCUUUAGAUACUCAAUAUGGCAGACCUUUAAUGAUGACAAACACACAAAAUGUUAAUAAAGAACCUGACGAAAUGAUUACAGGUGAAAGGAAGCCCAGAAUUGAAUUGUUUAGGACUUGCGUGGCUGCAGUUCCCAGAUUAAUUCCUGACGGAAUGACAAGUAGCGAACUCGUAGAUCUACUCAGUAGAUUAACAGUGCACAUGGACGAAGAAUUGCGUGGUCUUUCCUAUUGCAGUCUCCAAAGUCUUGUAGUCGACUUUCCAGAAUGGCGUCAAGAUGUUUUAUGGGGACUCACUCAAUUUGUAGCCAAAGAUAUUUUAGAUACAUUUCCUCAGCUACUGGAUCAUGGCUUAAAAAUGGUAUUGACGUUGUUGUGUGCUUGGAAAUCGGCCUUAACUAAUACACCCAUAAAUAAUGGGACACUAAGAAUAGCUAAAGAUUAUAGUGAUAUGAAAUCUACAACUCCUGAUCCAAAUCUCACCAGAAAAACAGACGUAGGCAAAUCAGAACCAUUGUCUUCAGUUUUUCAUUUUGUUGAGGCUUUGGCUGUUGUUGUUUUGUGCAACUAUAGAUUGACAUCCAGACGUUUAUCAGUUCUGAUUCUGAAAGAAGUCAAAUGUUUACUCAAACUUCUUGUUUGUUCUGAAAAUAUGCCUGUAAUUGACGUACUAGACCAAAAUUCUAGCGUUGUUCUGGAUCGUUGUCUGCCUUUCGUGCCCCCAGCUGAAAAAGCAGCUAUCCAAGCUGUAACUAAUAUAGAUUUUCAGUGGUUGGCAGAUCGAAAUUCUUCCACAUGGACGAUGGGUUUAGUUGAAGAGGGCUCAAACAAAAAUCCGCACGCCUACAAUUUUAAUGUUAUCGAUCCCUGGAGCAUUUGCCUUUUUGGUUUUUUGGAAAAAGAUAAAAUUUUAAGCCUGUGUCCUUCAAUGACUAUGCAUUCUUGGCCUAUAGUUUUCACUAGAUUGAAUGCUUUGUAUUCAGUUGUAGAUCCAACACCACUAAAUGAUAAUAGGGCUUCAUUAUUGCGAAGCGCUACAGCUGUCAAAAAACCACCAACCGAAAGAGAUGCUUAUAUGCACUUAUGGAAAAAUUACAUUACGUUUGCUUUUAGAGUGGUACCUUUAAUUGCAGCCCCUAUUGUACGCUGUGCAAGUCCAGAUUUAAGCCUAAGUUCUUCUCCAGAUAGUUUAAGUCAAGAGAAAAGUGACAAUAAAUUGUCAGCAAAUAUAUCUCCUACUGCCUUAUACAAAUUGGUAAUACCUCAUUUAAGGUGUGAAGUGGCUGAUAUAAGAGACGCUACAGUAUUUGCUGCAGGAAAUAUUAAUUCACUUGCUUUGAGGGAUCUCUUAGAGGAAUUGACUGUGUAUAUUAGAGAGGCAAUCGAUAAAAAGCAGGAAAACGUCAGGAGACGUCGCAGAAGGGACGCUUUGAGACUGCAAAUUAUGAGACUUCUAGAGUAUAUUGCUGAAAAUGAGACUUUCAAUUCCAGCUCUUGUGCAAUUGACAAAGACUCGCAAAGUUUACAUUUUUCCUUGGUUGAAUUUAUUGAAGGAGUCAGAUAUUAUUUGGAAAAUGAGCCAGAUAAAAAUUCGAGCAGCGUUAGAGAUCUGACUUAUCAUUUUUGCCACUUUUUAAGAAAAAUGAUCAAAAAUUUUAGCUUGGAUGUGAGACGCAGUCUUCUGAAACGAGACCUCAGAAAAAGCCUAUUUGUACUAUUUGCUCAUUGGGUAGGAAAACAUACACUGCCCAACACAAAAAUUCAACAGCCUGAAGGCGAUAUGACCAACAAAAAACAUGCUGAGCUACAAUAUGCUUCACUUUUAGCUAUGAGUUCGAUUUUAUGUUGUGGACCUUGUUUUGAUAGCCUAACCGAAGAAAGUCCUUAUUAUUUGUGGUUGGAUGGAUUGUUGAAUAGUUCAGAUGAAAAAGUCUAUAAUCUAGCUCAAGAAACUGUAAUUCUUUUGCUGGAAUCAAACCCAGAUAUUUCACAGCUCUUAGACUGGAUUGUAGAUAAAUGUUAUACAGGAUCUUCUAAAGUGGCUGACGGAUGUUUUCUGGCUUUGGCCACCAUUUUUAGUGCCAGAGAGUAUCCUUGCGACCAUUACACAGCCAUUAUAAAUGUAACGCUAAUGAAUACAGGAUGUCCUAGGCAAAAUGUUAGAGAUACUGCUUUGCAAUUGUUGCAGCUGUUGGAUAAGAGGUUUUUCAGUAGUGUCGGACCAUUACCUGAGAGUGAUUUGGCUGAAGGCGAUAAAGGCAGAGAUACUUUAGAUGCCAUUUUGGCCAUGUCAUAUUGUCGCUCGCAAAUUCAUUUAUCACGACAAUUAGCACUAUUGCAUCCUGAACUUACCAUGCCAAUGUUUUCAGAAAUUACCUACAGAUUCCAAACGGCACGUCCUGAAGUGCGUCAGCUUUUGCUUCAAUAUUUGCUGCCUUGGUUGCAUAAUAUGGAGCUGGUAGAUCCCAAUAUUCCUCCUACACAUCCGCAUAUGUAUCAGUUUUAUGCUGGCGAAAUAGGCAGUGAGCGAAAAGAAGGUUGGGGUUCAGCCGAGGCCACUGAAAUGGUUCUCAAUAAUAUAUUUUACAUUACAGCAAAGUUUGGUGACAGUCACCCAAAAGAAAUUGAAGAAGUUUGGGGCACCCUAUGCACAUCCUGGCCUAAUAACAUGAAAGUUAUCAUACGUUAUUUGAUAAUUAUUUCUGGAAUGGCACCUUUUGAACUUCUGCCGCAUGCCAAAAGAGUGGUACUCUAUUUGGCAAGAGUCCAACCAGUGAGACUGCUUGACGAAAUGAUGUUGGAACUUCAAACAGUUGAGACUCUCAAUUGUCUCAUAGAAAGAACCGAGACUCCUCCUUUUUAUAGAUUGACAGUAAUGCGUAAGACUUCAAGUCAUUCGGAUGGUACUAAUGGAGUUGCUGGGCAAAGCGAUAGUAGCAGCAGAAAUGAUUUAAGCAUUGAAAAGGGUACAAUUCAUACUAAAAGACACAGUGGGGAAGAUCCAUCAAAAAUAAUGGGUAAAUCUGAGUCAGGAGCAAAUAUGUUUACUGAUUUUAGUAUGAAUCGGACUGAGAAACUCAGAAAUCCUGAUGAAUUGAGUAAUUCAUUAGAGGAAGCUUCAAAUGGAGAUGAAAUUAUUUUGAGAGAAAAAUUAGAUAUUCCACAACCUCAUCCGUUACCAAUGCCAGAAUUUGGUGGCUAUUUUGCCCCAUUAACUGAAUAUUUACCAGACACAUCACAACCUAUUUCAGGAUUCCAUAGAUGUAAUGUUGGUGUAAUGCUCCUCUGCGACAUUGUAGUGGAUGGAAUAGAACUAGAUUGGGCUAUUCAUGUACCACUUAUGCUCCACAUUUUAUUCUUAGGGCUAGAUCACACUAGAACAAUAGUUUACCAACAUUGCAAGCAACUUUUGAUGAACCUAUUGAUAGUGUUGGCGCAGCAUAAUGAUCAUUUAACAGUGGCUCAUAUAUUAUUAAACAGUCAAUCUACUCAGCUGGAAUUAGGACUAACUACACCAUCUUUACCUAUAGUUAAUCACGUUUUUACUGAGGUAGAUUCUACUUUUGACGAAUUCCUCUACAACCAAGUGGUAUUGAGUAUGGCCGUUGAAGCAACCAACAAGAAUCUGCAAAGUAUUUCGUCAAAAGAUGAAGAUUCCAACGAAGAAAAAGACAAUAAUUCUCUCCCUCCUCUAAUAGUAUUACCAGAAAACACUGAACAACCACCACUACCAAUCAAAUUACACCUAACCACACCCACAGUCAUAAAAUCCCUAAUAGAUUUUCUAGCUACCAAGCAAACGCCUUUAUGGAACUACGAAGAUAUAACCGCUAAAGUUUUUACAAUAAAAAGUGCAGAGCAAAUUGAUAUUUUCUUGCAAUAUAUUCUAAGAGUCUUUAGAGAUUCAUUGCCAAAUGCCCAUAUAAACGAAAGAUGGGCACAAACUGCCUUACAAUUAGGCUUAAGCUGUUCUUCAAGACACUACGCUGGGCGAUCUUUGCAAAUAUUUAGAGCCUUACGAGUACCAAUAACAUCAAGAAUGCUAUCUGAUAUAUUGAGCAGGUUAGUGGAAACUGUGGCUGAACAAGGCGAGGACAUGCAAGGCUAUGUAACUGAGCUGUUGCUUACUCUUGAAGCAGCAGUCGAUUCGUUGGAAUCCGAUUUUCGCCCACUAGAUCUUACCAAAGAAAUCUUCAAAUCCACUCCGAAUUUGAACAACAAAGACGCGAGCGUUUUCAAAAAGAACCCGGACCAUGCCACUCCAAUUUUGAAUCAUUCAAUUUCGGUCGGUCAUGCCAGAAGUACUAGUUACUCGGUGUCUUAUGGUUUUAGAAAAAGUGCCCCAGGCGGUGAUGAAAAGCGAAACAGAAACAUUACAAACGAUAUGGAGCAAAACAAUAAGGCUAAAUUUUCAUCUAAUUUGUCUAGAUCUAGAUCGGCGCAAAGUUUGAAAAUGUUAGGAGAUUCAGCUACACAAGAUGACAAGCUUACAAUAUUGGCUCAACUGUUUUGGUUAGCUGUCUCGUUGCUAGAGUCAGAUUAUGAGCACGAAUUUUCUUUGGCAGUUCAACUUUUGACUAGGGUCAUGCAUAGAUUGCCUCUCGAUAGACCAGAUGCUAGAGAUAAAGUUGAAAAAUUGCAGCAACAAUUGCGUUGGAACAGUUUUCCUGGAGUGCACGCUCUUCUCUUAAAAGGUUGCACCCAUCCAAAUAUUUAUGAACCGACUGUAGAGCUUUUGUCACAAUUCACUCCUUUAUUGAAUUUUGUUGUGGUUGAUGCUUCACAAAGCAUUGCUUUUCCUAUGAACGUUAUUGCUUUGUUGCCGUAUAUGUUGCUUAACUAUGAAGAUGCUAAUGAGUUGUGUAUAAGAGCUGCUGAAAAUAUUGCACAAGUUAGUAUUGAAAAAAGCAAAAAACUAGAGAAUUUAGGUACUGUAAUGAACCUUUAUAGCCGUCGUAAUUUUAGUAAGGAAAGCUUCCAAUGGACUAAAUGUGUGAUUAAAUAUCUCCACGAUACUUACUCUCAUUUGGGGCUUCAUUUAUUAUCGUUUCUAGUAGAAAUUCUAGAAAAGGGACAAAGUAGUUUGCAGCUGCCUAUUUUAAAUAUAAUCCAUUGCGAGUUGCAUUAUGUAGAUUUAGCAACGCCCGCAGCACAGCCAAUCAAUGCAGACUUAUUGAGAAUUAUUAUCAAGUAUAUUGAAGGCCCUCAUUGGAAGGAGGCCUUGAAAAUCUUAAAACUAGUAGUCAGUAGAUCGAGUUCUCUAGUAGCACCUCCUACAUCAUUAACCAGCCAUUGGGAAACUCAUUUUCAAUCAGUACCACACCCGGUUACAUUUUCCGAAGACAGCGUGUUUGCCAAAAAAGAAUUGCCAGGUCGUACGAUGGAGUUUACUUUUGACUUAUCACAAACGCCUGUUAUUGGCAGGCGAUUUAUACAUAAAAAUGAGGAUGUUGAUAAGGCGAAAGCCUCUGUUACUCCUAGGAGGUCUUGCUCUAUUAGUCCUGCAGAUGUUAGUAGCCAAAGUGGCUGGAAAAGGCCUUGGAUGUGCCAAGGGCGAGUGAGAGAGUGCCUAGUUAAUUUGCUAACUACUUGCGGUCAAAGAGUGGGCUUGCCAAAGAGCCCUUCAGUAAUUUUCAGCCAAACGUCUGAUUUGAUUGAAAGACAAUCGAGCAUGGCUUCUAGUACUGAAGAAGUUUCUGCAGGAAAUAACGAUAUGAGCGGUGGAUCUAGACGUGAUGAUGCAGCUGCGGAGUUUGGUGUUUUUAAGGACUUUGAUUUCUUGGAAUAUGAGAGUGAAAGCAUUGAAGGUGAAAGCACAGAUAAUUUCAAUUGGGGCGUCCGCAGACACCAAUUCAGUCAAGGUGAGGAAGAACAAGGCGGUGUCAAAUUGGAGGAUAGUCUUAGUGAGAAAACGCCUGUGCUGACUGUUAGAAAGCGCCUUGUUGCUGAAGAAUCUUCUGAUGACGAAAUUGAAUCUGAAUCUCCUUUAGACGAAAUAGCAAUCGCUCCUGAUUUUGAUAAUAGCAACGCUGAAAGUAGCGCUAUUUUUCCUCCGUCUUCUUUAGGUUUAAGAGAACCACAAGCCAAUUCUAGUGCUAGAUCUGAUACAAGUGGUUCUAGUGCAGGUGAUUUGGGCGAAGUAACACCGUGCAAUGCCUCACCCAAUUUACCAGGUAUAAGAAUACCAAAAAGCGACGUUUUGGAAUGUUGGAACGCUUUUGUUGAAGCUAAUAAUGUAUCGACUCCCGCUAAUUGUUUGCAAUUUUUCCAUCAGCUUCAAAGGCUGGUUACUGACAUUUGCCAUUCGACAAUAGAAAUUACUAAAGAAUCUUGUGUAAAUAUGUGUCAGUCUACUAUAAGUAGUCAAGGGACUAUUAAGCUUUUAACUGCUAGACUGAAUUCGAUGAUAGAUAUAGUCAAUUAUAGAAUUCUGCCCGUAAAUGUGAUAUGGUUCAAUACAAUGGCUCUAAGUAAUUCUAGAUUCUAUGAAAAUCUCAAAUAUGGUAUUUUAGAAGUGCAGGAACAUUUGGAAACUUUCUGUGAUAAAAGAGAUCAAGCAAUGAUGUACUGUGAUGCCGUCAAAACGACUUUAAAAUUAGAAUUACUCAGCGGACAACAGGCAGAUUUCCAACACGAACAGUAUUUGGUGGAUUUAGGCAAGGCCCUCUACAAGUUGUAUUUUCAAUUAAUUUUGUUAGUUGAAGCUGGCAAUAAAAUGAUAUUUUCUUUACAUGGAAGCUUAAAAAAUGGAGAAUUCCGCGAUGUGAGUCCUGAAAUGCACACAAUCCGUUCCGCAAUAACAAGAGCUUUGGAAGAUAUGGAAGCCGAUGGUGGAGUAUCUCCCUCUGUCAGUGGAAUUGUAACAUCUGACAAUCUAGUAGACAAUUUAUGUAUGCUGAUUGAUAACGAAAAAUGGACUUCGGUUAUUUUGUUCUACAAAUGCAACAUAGACGUUUUCAUAAGGGAAAAUGAAGAAUUGUGUGAAAGAGGCAACGAUGUUUUGUCAAUUAUGAAUAUUUAUUGUCGGAAGUUGGUGCACAACAAACCAGAAUGUUAUAUAAUUUCGAAUCAAGACUUGGAACUUCAAGGUGUUUACACUAGAGUUUAUCAGGUAUCAGCUGCAGUUUCGGAUCUUUAUGAGAGUUUUAAGAAGGACUCUGGGCAAGAGAAUGUCAACAAAUCUUUGAGUGAGCCUGGUACUAGUAAAUAAAAUUCAAAAAAAUUACUUUUAAUCGAAAAUACCAAAGAUUUAAUCGAAUAACAUAGAUUUGCUGGCCCAUUUGAAUUAUGUACUAAUUUCCAUGUCAUGACAAUUUUCUUUGUACUGAUUUUUACAUAUAGUUUAAUUUAUGUAUUUUUUUUAUAUUAUUUCAUUAUUAGGUAAUAAAUCAUAGUCAAGGAUUUUAUUGGAAAUAGCACAGUUGUUUUAUUGGUAAAAAAUAAAUAAAAUUAUUAUAAAAAAAUAAACUAUUAAUAAUAAAUAAGUUUAAAUACUUGCAAGAAAAAUUACAACAAAUAAAUCACAAAAAAUUUAAGUAUUUUUGAACAAUUAUCCAAAGUUUUCAAAGUGAUGAAUAAAAUAGGGCAAUUUUCUGCCCAUAUUCACUUCAUCGCAAGCCGACAUUACGCUUUUCGUGAGCGGUCUAGGACCACAACUAAACACCCCAAUUUUACUAACAUAACUGUGUCUUUUUUGCACGAACUUCAAAAACGACGUCAUAUCCGGCCUACCAAAAUGAUUAACCGCCUUCAAACCAGUAAAUAUAGACGUUUUAGAUAAUCUCUGGAAAUGAUUUUCGCAAAUAUACAACAUAGUUGUCCUCAAAUCAAAUUUAUGGAAAAACUGGGUAAUAAAAAUAUGAAUCUCGAGCACAUUGGUGACAUCUUUUCGUUCCACAUCUCUUAGUACAUCAAUAAACCACUCGAAAUGUUUAUGCGAAGGACAAAUCCAUAGAAAAUAGACUUUUUUGCAAGCAACUCCAGAAUACCUAUUUGUAGAAGUACCAAAAACCAAAUCGUUUAAAAUAGAGGCAUAAGGUGUCACACCUAUACCACCUCCCACCAUAACAGCAACUUCGAAUUUAUACCAAUCCUGAUUACCACCUCCAAAAGGACCUUCAAUAAGGAUUUUUGGAUUAUCUUCUAAGUUGUAAUUGCACGGAUC
This is a messenger RNA of Ceutorhynchus assimilis (cabbage seed weevil), 10173 nucleotides long. The record is from the annotation of a GenBank genome assembly. Lineage: Eukaryota; Metazoa; Arthropoda; Insecta; Coleoptera; Curculionidae.